Molecule: messenger RNA, 291 nt
Organism: Macrosiphum euphorbiae (potato aphid)
Lineage: Eukaryota; Metazoa; Arthropoda; Insecta; Hemiptera; Aphididae
Source: the annotation of a GenBank genome assembly
AUGAAACAGUUUUUUGGCUUAUGUCUUUUAUUAGGAACUGUAAAGUUUCCCUCAGUUCGAGAUUUUUUUUCAAAUAAUCCUUUGUAUUGCCAUCCUAUUGCAAAGCAUGUCAUGUCUGGAAGGAGAUUUGAACAACUACUAAACUGCUUCAGUGUAGAGUAUAUUGGUGAAGACGUCAUAUUAGAUGGACCAAUGAAAAAAAUAAAUCCAUUGUUUGAUAAACUUAUCAAACAUUUUCAAAAUGCUUUUUUUCCAAACGAACAACUUUCUCUUGCAUCGAGGCAGACUUAG